CGCAGCUUUUCUAGCACGCACGCGACUUUCGCUGACAAUCUCUUUUAUCCAGCUUGCAUGCCACGGGCAAUUCAAACAGCCAACGCCUUGAUUCGAUUCUUCGGCUGCCGGCAGCGUCCUUUUCCAAACCAGUUACCCCUCGGAUUUGGCGAUAUCCAAACACAGCAGUAUUUCUCGGGUCUGCACAGCAAACGUCCGUCUAGCACCACCGCACUCGACCCCAUAUUCACGGACCGCUUUGCUACGGCAUCAGCAAGGCACACGCACAGCCGGCGCAUCUCGUCCACACCGCAGCGAACACGACAUCUCAAGCAGGGUUCGGUGGCGAGUAACAAAGACGACAUGGCGCGCAAGGACAAAAAAGAAGCCAACAAUGUGUCGGUGAAAGUGCCAAAGGGCACGAAAGAUGUGUUUGGCGCGGAGGCGCUCUUGAGAGCCUUCCUGUUCCAACGAAUCACUGAGAUCUUCAAGCGCCAUGGUGCCCAGGAGCUCGAUACCCCAGUAUUCGAACUUCGCGAGAUUCUCACUGGAAAGUACGGAGAAGACAGCAAACUCAUUUACGACCUCGCGGACCAGGGCGGCGAAAUAUGCAGCUUACGUUAUGAUUUGACGGUGCCCUUCGCCCGCUGGCUCGCUCUUAACUCCUCUCUCGGCAACGUAAAACGCUACCACGUUGGAAAGGUCUACCGUCGCGACGCUCCCGCCAUUCAGAAAGGGCGCUUGCGAGAGUUCUAUCAGUGCGACAUUGAUUUCGCCGGUCAAUUCGACCCGCUCACCGCAGAUGCGGAGAUUCUUGCCAUUACAAAGGAGGUAUUUAACUCCAUAGGACUGAAGGAUAUCAGCGUCAAAAUCAACAAUCGCAAAAUUUUGGAUGCCAUCUUCGAGGUGUGUGGCGUGCCAGAAGAGAAGAUUCGUCCAAUCUCCAGCGCUGUGGAUAAGCUGGACAAGUCGCCAUGGGAGGAAGUGAAGAAAGAGAUGGUCGAACAAAAGGGUCUGGACCCAGAGGUUGCUGACCGUAUAUGGGGAUAUGUACAACGUAAAGGAUUCGAGGUCUUAGACUGGCUUCAGAACGAUCUGUUGUAUCAAAAUGCCAAGGGUAAAGAGGGUGUUGAGGACAUGAAGCUACUGUUUGAAUACUGCGAUGCGUUUGGCUGCAAGGAUGCAUUGUCGUUCGAUUUGAGUCUCGCGCGUGGGCUAGAUUACUACACGGGCUGCAUAUGGGAAGUUGUCACGGCUGAGUCGGCAGCUCCAGCCCUCUCAUCAGGUGCAGAAACUAAUGGCGCCGUCAAGAAAGAACGAUCAAAGAAAGAUAAGAAGGCAUCUGAGGAUGAAGAUCGUAGCGACGACCCUACUGUGGGUGUAGGAUCGAUCGCCGCCGGUGGUCGCUACGAUAAGCUUGUUGGCAUGUUUUCAAACAAAGGUGACAUUCCUUGCGUCGGCAUCUCUUUUGGCAUCGAACGCAUCCUUGCUAUUCUCAAGAAACGACUAGAAGCAUCCUCUUCUUCAGCAGCCCAAAUACGUCCUGUGGAGACGGAUUGCUACGUCAUGGCCUUUGGGACUGGAAUGUUGCCUGAGCGCAUGGCGAUUGCGAAGCAGCUUUGGGAUGCUGGCUUGAAGGCAAGCUUUCAAUACAAGGUCAAAACACGGCUGGACAAACAGUUCAAGGAAGCGGAGAACUUGGGAGCACCGUUUUCAAUCAUUCUUGCGGAAGAAGAAUGGGCUCGGGGUGAAGUCAAGUUGAAGCAAAUGAGCUUGCCGGAAGGCCACCCAGAAAAAGAAGGCAUCAAUCUACCAAAAGAUACAGUUGUACAGGAGCUCAAGAAGAGGCUUGCUGCCAUUGAAGAUAGGAGUUUGGCAGCUAGACUGGGAGCCGUGACUUUGUAGUAUGAGGUUUGGCGAUUCAAAAGCGUUGGCCAAGACUCAUGGAGCAUCAAUGCCUUUUUGGAGGGUAGGGGCAGUUGUAAAAACUUGGUCGUAAAAGAGCAUAGACGUCAAAAAGAGGGCUUAGUACCCAAGCAACUGAGUAAGAAUUCUGAACAUGCUCCAUACGCAUUUGCAGUGAACUGAGGACCGCGAUGUAGAGCAUAAUGUUCAUCUCAUGCGCAAACUCUUGCGUCUUUCAACAUUCUGGCCUCUCUGCAAUACUUUCUUGCCGAGUUCUGAUCCACUAAUUGAGUAAGGUGGGUGACCGCGCGAGCUAUUCAGAUCGUACAAAGCCGUUCAAUGGCAAUAAUGGGCCUGGAUCCUUAUGAUGGAAGUUGAAGGUUAAAGCUAGAUGGGACAAAGCUGAUUUUAUUUUUCCUUGCUUAGUGCGCUGUCAUAACAGCAAAGCAAUGUAGCCUGCAGCAGCUCAUUCAGCAAUUACGGGCUCAGGUAGAAAUCUGGACUGUCCAUGAGGCCAAAAAGCAUGCGUGACCUUAAUUUCCUCGGCCAAACUUUUCAUCAGACUUCGG
Messenger RNA from Verruconis gallopava, 2453 nucleotides. RefSeq lists its product as uncharacterized. The transcript is spliced from 5 exons. Gene Ontology annotation, cellular component: mitochondrion. NCBI's taxonomy places the organism in Eukaryota, Fungi, Ascomycota, Dothideomycetes, Venturiales, Sympoventuriaceae. The record is from RefSeq and is a predicted model, not a curated record. Gene Ontology annotation, biological process: mitochondrial translation. The coding region runs from base 58 to 1884 and encodes 608 amino acids.